CAAUGGAGGUUGAAAUUUCAGAAACAGAAUGUGAGAGUAAUUCAUAGAGAUUACGUAGUUUCACAGACGCUGAAGUGCUGCUCUUCAGCGAAAAUGUGUGCGGCAACAUCCGUUGACAUUUCUAGACGAAAUCCACAAGACGAUUUUGAACUUAUUCAACGGGUCGGCAGUGGAACGUAUGGCGAUGUCUACAAGGCUCGUAAUCUGUGCACAGGUGAAUAUGCUGCAAUCAAGGUUAUCAAGCUUGAACCAGGAGAUGACUUUGCUGUUAUACAGCAAGAGAUUGUGAUGAUGCGAGAAUGCCGAAACCACAAUAUUGUAGCUUACUUCGGCAGUUACUUGAGGAGGGAUAAGCUAUGGAUUGCCAUGGAAUACUGUGGUGGAGGAUCUAUGCAAGAUAUAUACCACAUCACAGGCCCUUUGUCAGAACCCCAGAUUGCCUUUAUCUGCAAGGAAACUCUAAACGGCCUAAGAUAUCUCCACAAUAAAGGAAAGAUGCACAGAGAUAUAAAGGGAGCUAAUAUAUUGCUUACAGACGAGGGAGAUGUUAAAUUAGCUGAUUUUGGCGUUUCUGCCCAAAUAACUGCAACAAUUUGCAAACGAAAGUCUUUCAUUGGUACUCCGUAUUGGAUGGCCCCUGAGGUUGCCGCGGUGGAGAGGAAGGGUGGUUACAACCAACAAUGUGAUAUUUGGGCUGUUGGCAUCACAGCCAUAGAGUUUGCUGAGUUACAACCUCCAAUGUUUGAUCUACAUCCUAUGAGAGCUCUGUUUAUUAUGUCAAAAAGUGGCUUCAAGCCGCCACAGUUGAAGGACAGAAACAAAUGGUCUGCAGAGUUUCAAAAUUUUGUCAAAGUAGCUUUAACCAAAAAUCCCAAAAAGAGACCAACAGCUGAAAGGCUACAGGAGCAUCCAUUCUUCCAUGGACCACUGGGUCGUCAUUUAACCAAGGAGCUAUUGGAGAAAGCAUACAACCCUGUCGAAGUCCAGUAUUCAGAGCCUGGAGAAAAUGAAGAGGAAGGCUUAUUACAAGAUGUCCCGAGAAGGAUCUCAUCAAAGCGGUCUGCCCAACACAAAGAGAGGUCUAAGUCAGAAAUCAACAUGGAGAGUGUGAACUUCAAUCCCCCACUGAGUGAUGAGGGCUCAGGAGCCUAUGAAUUAGCACAGGCCUGGGGUCUGACUGGGGAUGAUGAAAAACAGGAAGAGCAGUAUAAUGGUACGGAGGAUUCUGUCUCCAAAAAGACCUUGUUAGAAUCUGUUAACGAGGAAUUGCAACACAGGGGUAGAGCUAGUCUAAUAAUCGAGCAGACAGGAGACAACCACCACAACGUGUCCACGCUACCAGUGUCGGAAAGGUCAGAUUCAGAAAUAGGAAAGCCACCUGGCUCGGACAGUGGAGUAGAUGAGAGGGACGCUGCCAAUAACAAUGAACCCCUAGAGGUGGAUGAAGGUCCUGAUGUCAAUGGCCUGGUGGAUUAUCUGAAAACCCUGACUCCAGGCACACAGUUACCCACAGAUAUGGAUGAGGGUACACUACAGAGGCCACCAGCACUACCCCCUAAACAAUCCAAACAGCAGAACGGCGAUGUCAGACACAGCUCGGAUGAGUCUCAAAAUACCAAUAGAAACCCGCCUGCAAUUCCACCCAAGCGCAAAGACAAAGAUACAGCCUUUGAUCCUCUUUUUCAGCGUGCCCUAAGUAAUGGCCUCCCUCCAACUCCCAAAGUACAUAUGGGAGCCUGUUUCUCCAAGGUUUUCAAUGGCUGUCCUUUGCAUAUAAACUGUACAGCUAGCUGGGUGAAAGAAGAUACAAGAGAUCAGUAUAUCCUGAUAGGUGCCAAUGAGGGUCUGUACACUCUUAAUCUGAAUGAAAUCCACGAAGCCUCACUAGAGCUGCUUCAACCCCGUAGAUGCACAUGGAUGUAUGUGAUUAAGGAUGUGCUAAUGUCAAUAUCAGGGAAAACACCCCACCUGUACAGACAUGACCUGUUUAUAUUACACACUCAAAAGACAAACAGGUUUUCCUUGCCCAUGAACAGAAUACCCGAAAAGCUGGUUCCAAGGAAAUUUGCCCCUACUGUGAAGGUUCCGGACACAAAGGGCUGUAUGCGGUGUUGUGUGGGGCGGAACCCUUAUAAUGGAUACAAGUACUUGUGUGGGGCUCUGGCUACUGGAGUCAUACUCAUGCAGUGGUAUGAACCACUCAACAAAUUCAUGCUGCUAAAGACGUUUGACUAUGAAAACAUGCCUUCUCCACUGAAUGUGUUUGAGAUGUUUAUAACACCAGAGUUGGAAUACCCUAUGCUGUGUUUGGGUGUCAGGAAAGGUCAUGACCGGAACCAUGUGAAGUUUGAUAUAAUCAACCUUAACUCUUGCUCCAGUUGGUUUACAGAGACUUUCGAAGGUGAACAUUUACCAGUGAGCAACACAACACAGUUGGAGAAAGAUUCUAUUCUAGUCUGCUAUGAGCAGUACCUCAAAGUUGUGAAUAUGAGCGGCAAGUUGAAAUCCAGUAGACGGCAGGCUGCAGAGCUCCAUUUUGACUUCCCUGUGGAGUCUCUAGUGUGUUUACAAGACAGUGUGUUGGCGUUUCACAAACAUGGAAUGCAAGGAAGGAGUUUUAAAGCCAAUGAAGUCACGCAGGAAAUUUGUGACAGGUCAAGAAUAUUUCGAAUGUUAGGGUCGGACAGGGUAAUAGUUUUGGAGAGUCGACCCACAGAGGACCCCACGGCCAAUUCCAACCUGUAUGUAUUAGCUGGGCAUGAGAACACCUUCUGAUGAGACCAAGCCGCUAACCGCUCAAAUGAUUGUGGUGCCAUCGAUUGUAGUCUCCGUGUCCACCCUGUAUGCUAAUCAGAGAUGACGACAUAGCAGCACAUUGUGCUUCACCAUAAAUACCAACAAGAACAACAGAGUGUCUGGUCGACACCAAGCUCCUUGGCUGGCUUACGAGUUGAAUAUAUGUUUGUUGAAUGUCAUUGUAUUGUUAUAAUACCUGGGUAAGGAUUGACAUUAUAGAGUUUACAGUACCAAGGAUCCAAACUGACUCAUAGCCUUUUGUCUCGGUUAAUAUCAUUGCUGGCGAUGUGUGUAUGUCAGCAGUGCUAACUUUCAUGCAAACGUGCUAUACAAAUAUUGAAUUAAUUUUAAAUGAUGAUGACGAUGAUGAUGAACGUGUUAAUUAAUAAUGAUGAUAAUAAUGAUAUGCUUUGGCACUGUCCUUUGUAAGUAUUGUAUAUUGUCUUCAUUAUGACUGUUGCUUCUUGAGGUAAAUACAAAACAGUGCUAUAUUGUUUGAUCGGAAAGUGACAGUUAGGCCUCUUGCACGAUCAUUGUACCUUGUGUUUGUCUGUAUGCUGAGGCCUUGUGAUCACACUAUAGAAAGGAGUAUCACUUUUAUGCAGUUAUUGUAUAUUUUCAGCUUGCUUCCACAUGGUAACAAAUUUACACUUCUAUACUAUUAUUGACUAAAACAAUUGGAAAACCAUUUGUACAUAUGUAUCCAACCUGGACUAUGAUAAUUACCCGUGGCCUCUAUUUUUUAAUUUCAAUGCCCUCAGAUUUCCAAUCCCGCCAUGCCUCAUUCUGUGAUGGAGUCCCGGGGCUAUUUAUAUCUGUUUUAUGUAAGUCUGUGUUCAGGUUUGGUUGUUGUUUUUUUUCUUUUUUUUUUUAAAGAAUUGUGUAAUAUAGGAUUGAAAGUGCAAAGUGAAAGAAAAUUCCUUCCAUGGUCACUGUCAUUCUUUUGAUUUUUGACAUUGGUAAAGGAUUAGUCAAUGUGUAUAUGAGGGUGUAUAUAUGUUAUUAUUCUGCAUUUAUAUGUUAAUUGACUUGAAUUCUUUUUUUAUCGUUAUUAUUUUUUUUGUAGAUAUAUUACCAGUGUCAGUUAAAAUUUGGUCUUCGAACUCUCCAUUUUGGAGUACAGUAUUUCUACAUAUGUUCAUUUCAGUCCAAGAAUACUUAACCACUGAAAUGUUCUCAUAAUGCAACAUACAGAUCUAAGAUUAAGGCUAAAAUACAUGUGAAUGACACAGUAAGCUUAUCUUGACCAUUAAGUACUGUGCAUGUGUUCUUCUUCUCUUUUACCUUUGAUGAGAGAAUAACGAUGAUCAAUUGCUUUGUCCACAAAAUUACUCUCAAUUUCUUUGUCAGAGAUUAUAUGAAGCCUGUCUUUGGUGUAGAUUUGUAGGAAAGCCUCAUCCAAAGACUUGAUAAAAACAGUCAGAAGAGAAAAGUUAAAAUUCAGAGAAAAAAUGAGCUUUUCCAACAUGCUCAAUAUUCAAUGUUUUCAGUUUAUCUACACUUUUCCUGGACUUCCAUUUUAUCACCCAAAUGUGACCUGAAAUAGCACACCGAUGUAUUGUCUGGUGGAAACAUUCUUUUUAAAAUCUUUUCUUGACCGAAACUUUGCAAUAAUUGUAAUACAGAAGAUACUUUUUGUCGUGUGUUUAAAAUACAAAAUUGUGUCUUCUUUGAAAUCAAAUGUUAUGGAACCUCUUGCUGGGUGUAAAUAAAUAAGUGUUCAAUAUUAUUUAUACAAGUAUAUCUAUCUGCCUUUUUAUGCAAAAUUAGUCAAGCUCUAACAAUGUCCUUAUUUGUGAGAAUUAACUGAAUUGAGAAUGCUGGAAAAAUGUGUAGCCCAUUUCUGAACACUAGGCCUGUACACUGCAACUAUACUAAAGACACUUUUUUUUAGGCCUUGUUUGAUUCUU
Molecule: messenger RNA, 4706 nt
Organism: Liolophura sinensis
Lineage: Eukaryota; Metazoa; Mollusca; Polyplacophora; Chitonida; Chitonidae
Product: mitogen-activated protein kinase kinase kinase kinase 5-like
Exons: 32
Coding region: 94-2775 (893 amino acids)
Biological process (GO): intracellular signal transduction; protein phosphorylation
Cellular component (GO): cytoplasm
Molecular function (GO): MAP kinase kinase kinase kinase activity; ATP binding
Source: RefSeq, a predicted model, not a curated record